Molecule: messenger RNA, 300 nt
Organism: Histoplasma mississippiense
Lineage: Eukaryota; Fungi; Ascomycota; Eurotiomycetes; Onygenales; Ajellomycetaceae
Exons: 2
Coding region: 1-300 (99 amino acids)
Source: RefSeq, a predicted model, not a curated record
AUGGCAGAACUGGGGAGCCAUAGAUGGGAGUCGGGCCGGAUAAAGCGCCUUACAGGGUUGAGAGAUGUUAACUUGAAUUUGUGGGAGGAAGUUUUGUGUAUCGUGAUAUUUCGGACCAUCUAUUAUUCCGAGGUAAUCACGUGCGGUGGAGGGCCGCCUGGGCAACUAGUGCCCAACACCCCCCCACGCGCCAACGUGGUGAUGUGUUCCUACGAAUCUUCCAUGCUAGCUAUCUCAACUUGGAUCAUCCCAAAAUCAUGCUACAUACAGAAAUUUAAUCAUUCUCACUGUUAUCAGUGA